AAUUCAGGAACACUCCAGUGUAGAUGUGGCCUUAUGUUUUAGGUCAUUGUCCUGCUGAAAUGUGAAUUAAUCUCCCAGUGUCUGGUGGAAAGCACACAUAACCAGGUUUUCUUCAAGGAUUUUGCCUGUGCCCAUUCCAACGAUUACAAGCAAACCCAUAACAUGAUGCAGCCACCACUAUGCUCGAAAAUAUGGAGAGUGGUCCUCUCCAUAUGUGUUAUGUUGAAUUUCCCCCAAACAUAACACCUUGUAUUCAGGACAAAAAGUACAUUGUUUUGCAAAAUUCUUUGCUGCAUUACUUUAGUGCCUUGUUGCAAACAGGAUGCAUAUUUUUGAAUAUUUUUGUUCUGUACAGGCUUCCUUUUUUCACUCUGUCAAUUAAGUUAGUAUUGUGGAGUAACUACAAUGUUGAUCCAUCCUCAGUUUCCUCCUACCACAGCUAUUAAACUCUAACUGUUUUAAAGUCAUCAUUGGCCCCAUGGCGAAAUCCCUGAGUGGUUUCCUUCCACUCCAGCAACUGAGUUAGGAAGAACGCCUGUAUCUUUGUAGUCACUGGGUGUAUUGAUACACAAUUCAAAGUGUAAUGAAUAACUUCACCAUGCUCAAAUGGAUAUUCAAUAUCUGCUUUUUAACAUUUUUACCCAUCUACCAAUAGGUGCCCUUCUUUGCGAGGCAUUGGAAAACCUCCAUGGUUUUCUGGUUGAAUCUGUGUUUGAAAUUGACUGCUCGACUGAGGGACCUUACAGAUAAUUGUAUGUGUGGGGUACAGAGAUGAGUUAGUCAUAAAAAACAUUUUUAAAAAACAUGCAACUUGUUAACAUAUGUUUACUCCUGAACUUAUUUAGGCUUGCCAUAACAAUACUUAUUGACUCAAGACAUUUCAGCUUGUUAUUAACUUGUAAACAUAAAAAACCAACAUAAUUCCACUUAAUUCCAGUGACAAAAAAAACAACUACAUUUAAUCCAUUCUAAAUUCAGUCUAACAACAAAAUGUGGAAAAAGUCAAUGGGUGUGAAUACCUUCUGGCACUGUAGGCUAUGGGGAGAUGACACAUGCACACAUUAUUUUUCUUAUUAACUAUGAAAGGUUCAAGCAGACUGUGAGCCGUACAUCAUUCUUAUUAGAGAGGAGGAGAGGUGCCUUCAUGAGUUGCGACUGCAUAAUGUGUCCAAAACUCCCCAACCAGACUGCAAGGGUAUGUGGGACCACUUGAAUUGCUGGUCUCCUGCUUUUGUAGGGGAAACUGCAUCACACAACUGUCCCGAUUUCUUCAAAUCAGAAGGUUUGCCAAUGAUUGUCAUUGUAUCCUGGGGCUUGGCAAAAUACUUCUAUGAGGAUGAAGGCUGCUGCGAGACAAGGGUACAUGACUGGGUUUGGUGGAUUCUCCGAUUACCAGUCCUACUCUUCAUAAUUAUUAAUUUGGUAUUUUUUCUGAGCAUCUUAAGAAUUCUGGUGGGAAAACUACAGAUGCCAGACAUGCAUGGAAAUGAAUUCAGCCAAUACAAGAGACUUACCAAAUCGACUUUUCUUUCGGUGACCCUCUUUGGUGUGUACUACAUCCUCUUUGCCUUCUUACCCAUAAAAGUCAGUGGUUUAACAUACAAAAUAUGGACCUUUGUUGAGCUGGCUCUUGCAUCAACACAGGGCUUUGGAGUUGCUGUUCUAUACUGUUUUCUAAAUGGGGAGGUAGGUUUUUUGCCCAUUUCUCAAAACUAUUAUGCCAUUUGAAAUAAGUGGUAUAAAUGGUCAAUUGCUAAUAUUAGGCAGCAGCCCUGA
Oncorhynchus keta (chum salmon) is the source of this 1776-nucleotide messenger RNA. RefSeq names its product vasoactive intestinal polypeptide receptor 2-like. Gene Ontology annotation, cellular component: plasma membrane. Gene Ontology annotation, molecular function: peptide hormone binding; secretin receptor activity; G protein-coupled peptide receptor activity. The record is from RefSeq and is a predicted model, not a curated record. The coding region runs from base 1198 to 1728 and encodes 176 amino acids. NCBI's taxonomy places the organism in Eukaryota, Metazoa, Chordata, Actinopteri, Salmoniformes, Salmonidae. The transcript is spliced from 7 exons. Gene Ontology annotation, biological process: adenylate cyclase-modulating G protein-coupled receptor signaling pathway; cell surface receptor signaling pathway.